AUGGUAGAGUGCCAUAAAGAGGUCAAGAAGGUUGAUGGAUUAUUGCUUGAUGUCCAGAAGAAUAUUGAUUGUUUAUUGGGUGCUUCACGAACUUUGGUUAAAGAUGUAUGUGUGUUUAACGUGGAAUAUAAAGAGACACUUCAGAAGAAGAAUAAAGGUGACGAAACUUUGUUCAAAGUCUUUGAGAAUUCUAUGACUACUUUCCAUAAGAAAAUGUCAAAGGUUGUUGCUACCUCCGAAACUUUGAUAUCUGAAGCACUUCUCAACAAAGUUAUAUCUUCAAUUGAAGGUUGUUUCAAUAUCUUGGAAGUUGUAUUUAUUCUACCCAUAAUUGCUCCACAUGUUAUGCAAGUGUCACAAGCUGCAGAAAAGGGUGGAUCGUCGAAGCUUGGAGGUGAAGAUAAAGGAAAAAUGUUUGGAAAGUUUAAGCUUGCUAAUAAUUUUCAUGAAGAUGAACAUUUCAAGUUCAUGGAGAUGAGAUUUCAUGCGGUGUUGGUUCAAAAGGAAGAACAAUUAUGGUGCUUGAAAAGAUUAUCAAGUUAA
Messenger RNA from Lactuca saligna, 543 nucleotides. NCBI's taxonomy places the organism in Eukaryota, Viridiplantae, Streptophyta, Magnoliopsida, Asterales, Asteraceae. The record is from the annotation of a GenBank genome assembly.